AUCUGAUCAAUCAGUACUGUAGCACCCAUGGGGGCAAUGGGGAAAAAACUUUUAAAGAUUUUUAAUGGUUCUAAGCUUUAAUCUGUUAUUUGUUUACACCAAAACCACACGCAUGACUGUAUGAUCAAUGAGAUUGCACCAUUCUAAAAUACUGGAGACUUAUGCUACAGGGCAUUGUUUCAAACCUGUAUCAACACAUGUUUUGCAGUGCAGAGUGCUUUUUUUUUUAUUAAAAAAACUAUAAUUUUAGAAAUGUACCAUCACAUUUCCCAGGCAACGCUGGGUGUAUCCUCUGCUGUUCACUUUAUGAAGGUACCUACAAUAGCACAAGCUGACACCAAUUUCUUUUUUUCCAGAAGGAGGAAACAUCCAAAAAAGACCUUGCCUUGAAGAGAAAAGGCCCCUUCCACUAAGGAUCACUAGCUACAGUAUCCAUGCAGUGCUGGGUCAGGGCGGUUUUGGCACGGUAAUGUUGGCAACUUGUUCCAACAGGAGAAAACCGGUAGCCAUGAAGGUGAUAGACAAAGCCGAGGAUGAAAGAUCUAUUGUCAAGGAGGUGCGACUAAUGAGGAUGGCUUCUGGAUGCCCAUUCCUCUGUCACGCACAUGCAGCUUUCCAAACAAAGCUGACUGCAUGCAUUGUGAUGGAGUAUGCCAGUGGAAACAGCUUGAAGAAAUUCAUUAAGCGCACAGGGAAACUGAAGAUGGACGCUAUAACAUUCUACACAGCAGAGAUCAUAUGCGGCCUGCAGUUCCUCCACGCCAACGGGAUUGUCCAUCGGGACAUCAAACUGGGUAACAUCCUGUUGACCGGCGAGGGACACAUAAAGAUCGCCGACUUUGGUUUGGCUGUAGAGGGAAUGUUUGGCCAGAGGAAAGUUAAAGGCAAGGCUGGAACAGUGAAAUACAUGGCCCCAGAGGUUUUACAACUGAGGAGCUACGAUGCCGGAGCAGACUGGUGGUCGUUAGGAAUUGUCAUCUGUAAAAUGGCCACCGGCAUGACACCUUUCUUUGAAGACGGCAACAACGACACGUUCAUUUCAUCAGUUAUCCGUGAUGAGCCCCUUUUCCCGAAUUGUCUUAGUGCUGAAAUAAAAGAUCUUCUGCACAAGCUCCUAGAGAAGGACCCAGAGAAGCGUCUUGGCUUUAUUAGUAACAUCCGAGCACACCCAGUUUUUUAUUCCAUCAACUGGAAGCAGCUGGAACGCCAGGAAAUACUACCACCUCUCUGUCCUGCAGAAUUAACAACACAAGACAAGAAAUAUUUCAAGCCGCCGAUGAUGCUCAUGGAAGAGGGGGGCAGCGAUUCUUCAAAUGCGAAAAUACUGGAUUUAUCAUUUCUGAAUUACAGUUGGAAGAGAUGAACCACUUCAAGAAAGUCAGGUUUCUUUAGAUAUAUUUACCAACCAUUAACAUCAUUUAACCCUGUCAUUUUAUUCUAUUCAGUUUCCAUUGAAGAACAGUGAAGAUUAAAACAUCUCUGAGCAUCUGAAAAAUCCGGCACCGAGGACCACCUGUCACGGCUUAGUAUGGGUACAUUUCCACAGCCAUUUUUAGCUCUUAGAGCCAGCCGCCAUCAUUGGCUCUACCUCUGGCCCUUGCCACUCGCCUAUCAUCUUUUGGCCCUUAUCAUUGGCCUCUAUUUCAUGUCUAUAACAUUGGUCCCUAUGAUUGCCCACAUCUCUGGUUUUCUCCAUCGGCACCCAUCUUUGGCCCUGUCUAUUAGACCGAGAUCUGGUCCUUAUCAUCAUGCCUCCAUCUUUGGCCCUUAUCCAUCUCUUACUCUUACCACCAGUCUCCAUUUCUUUCCCCUAUUUUUGAGCCCAGAGUUUGGUUGAGUUUGGUUACGUUUCUUAGAGUUUUAAACCCAACCCCCCCCUGCUCUUUGUGCAUCGCCUCUGUUUACUCCUCCCUGCUGCCACUCUCCACUUGCUGGCAAUCCUGAGUACUCUCAGCAGAUAAUCAGCUCCUUCACCUGCCUCCAUCUUUAUCACUUAUGACUGUCCCUAUCUCUGGCCUUCACCAACAGCCUCUAUUUCUGGCCCUCACCACUUGGCUAUCAUAUUUGGCCUUUACCACUUUACCCUGAUCUGUGGCUCAUAAUUGGCCUCCGUUUUAGGCCUAAACCAUUGGCCCUUAUCUGUUGCCCUAUUGGUUCCCAUCUCUGGUUUCUCCAUCAGCCACCAUCUUUGUUCUUCAUCAACGACUGUCUAGAUCAGCCCCCAUCUUUAGCCCAAGAGUUGGGCCAAGUAUAUUCCACUGAAGGCACACAGACGGAUGUCAGUUGCUAAAAUCAUAUAACCCUAACCCCCCUCUCAGUGUGCACCGCUGCUGCUCACUUUACCCUGCUACCAGUCUCACCACUUGCUGGCAGUUCUCUCUGCAAGUAAUCUGCUCCCUCUUCAGUCUCACAUCCAACUGUUGCACCUGAGGCACUUACUUCUGCCUACCCCUAGAUCCAGUGUGGCCCUCACCUUCAGCCACAAAUCUCAUACACCCCACUGUCACAAUUAAAGGAGAACCAACCCCUUGCUAAUAAAACCCC
Messenger RNA from Xenopus laevis (African clawed frog), 2544 nucleotides. Its product is annotated as protein kinase C delta type. Bases 470 to 1363 code for a protein of 297 amino acids. NCBI's taxonomy places the organism in Eukaryota, Metazoa, Chordata, Amphibia, Anura, Pipidae. The transcript is spliced from 8 exons. The record is from RefSeq and is a predicted model, not a curated record.